GUUAUUGCGCUGCAUGCUCUGACAAAAAGCGCGGCUGUAUUAAUUGUAAGUUGAUGUGCAACAGGUGUACAAUACUGUCUAUGCUGCAGUCCAUAUACAACGGCCGCUUUUCAAGUUCAAGUGUGCUCGCAUAUCCGUCCGACUCGCAUCUUUUUGUACGAAGAUCUUCUCGGCAAAGCGUUUUAUGAUAUCAGACGCACACGAUCUUCGUAAACAAGUUAAGCAGCAAUAAGGUCGCCGCAGGUCGGCACGCUUCUUAUCCACUGGAGUCCUCGACAGACAAAUCGUUGAUGAGUGAUUUGUAAGGAUAGCCCAAUAUUCCCACAAGACCGCGCCUGCUGGUCGGGUUCGGAUUAUCGUUGGCCUUGUAUUAUUGAUCACCCAGUUUGGUCGGUGGAAAACGUGAAUGCGAAUCAUUAAGCGAAUGUUGUUUGUGGUUACGUAAAGCUUUAUCAGUUCAUAAUAAUCUUGUGGAAUAUUUCUUCCGGUCAUCCCCGAGCGUCAGCCAUGGCUACCUUUAUAUGGAUUACCGUCGUCGUGCUUGUACAGAUUGCCCUUUCAACUGUCACAGCAGAUCUCAACCGAUUAAAGAGUCUCAACGUCAAAUGCGGCGAUAACGACAUGUUGGUAGACAUUGAAUUCAACACACCCUUUAACGGAAUAAUAUUUUCCAAAGGAUAUUUCGCGCGAAGUGAAUGUGUCUACGUGAAAGCGGCCCCCGCUAAAUAUUCCUACCAGUUCACCAUAGCGUACAGCGGAUGCGGGACGACAGCGGGCGGAUCGGGUAUCGCCGGCGGUACCCGUCGCUCCGACGGCUUCCUCCGCUCCAGCGACGAAGUGCUUCCACAAGAAUCCAACACCACCACCAACGCCACGCGCACCCGCCGCGAUAUACCCACCGCCAAUGUAACCGGCGCCCAAGCGCGCUCACUGGGCGGUUGGGGCACCGGGAUGGGAGCGGAAUUCAUGGGCGAUCCGUAUGCACCGAAGAUGGAAAGUCAAGACCUAUCGGCCGGUUCCGGUUCAGGUUACGGUGAUCCUAUGGCCGCCGGGCAGAUGGGAACGGGAGGCAGCGGACAGUACUGGCAGCCGGGUCCAGCCAAUACCGACUACUCCGGUGGAAUGCCCGGAAUGAAUAUGAACAACGGAGGAUACGGAGGUGGUCAGCCUGUACAGUAUACACAGUACAAUAAUUAUCCGCAAAACAAUAUGAAUGGUGCGGUCAUGUGGAAUGGGAAUUCCAACGGCUACGGCGGACAACAACAACUCCCGCAGCAACAACAGCAGGCGCCUCCUCCACCCAAUAUGCAAAAUGGCAACGUGGAUUUCAAUCGGAAUCAAAACCAGGGCCCAGCCAUGCCGAUACAGGGAAAUAACCAGGUGAACGCUCAGUCACAGUUCCAACAGAAUUCUGCCUUGAAUGCUAAAGUGCAGGGCAGUGCCAAUGCUGCUUCCGGUGCUAACAAAUUUGCCGCAUCGAUUCCGGGAACUGCCAAAACCAACGGGCAGUUUUCCAAUCAGGACCAAUCGGAUGACGGUAAGGAGGAUGAGGAUACCCAGUCUAACACCGCUCUGCGAGCCAAUGCACCGUUCGGGGAAGACAAGACUGGUGGAUCGAGCCGGUUCUUUGAGAAUAUCAUUAUUAUUCAGUAUGACGCCAAUAUCCAAGAGGUCUGGGAUGUAGCCAAAGCGUUAAGAUGCGAAUGGCAUGAUAAUUAUCAUAAGACGGUUUCGUAUAAGCCGUUCCAAGUGGACUCGUUGGAAGUAGUGCCGGCUACGUUUGCGGGGGACAAUGUCGGAGUGUGGAUGACCGUUCAGCAGGGGAAAGGACCGUAUGCACCGGAAGUGAACGGUAUUGUCCGCAUUGGAGAGUACUUAACGCUUGCCAUUGGUAUUCAAGAUCAGACGAAGAAGUUCGACAUGCGCGUAAUUAACUGUGUUGCCAGCGAUGGUGCACGACCGUCAGUUCAGUUGGUCGACGAAUACGGAUGCGUCACGCGGCCUAAAAUUAUGUCCGAUAUUGCAAAGGUGACCAAUUACGGUGAUCAGGCCAGUGUGGUUUCUUAUGCAUAUUUCCAAGCGUUUAAAUUCCCCGAUUCCGUCGACGUCCAGCUGGAGUGCAGUGUAGAAAUUUGUAAAUUUGGUUGUGCAAAGCAGUGCUACAAUAAGGCAGCAGGCGAGACCGGUUCCGCGAGUAAACCUGUGGCUGUUGCUUCCAUUCAUUCUGGAUUAUCAUUCGGUGGAUCGAGUGCCGCUGCACGUGGACAGUUAUCGCGAAAUGUCGACGGUACUUUAUCCGAGUCUUCGGCAUCAUCUUCCGGAGAAAAGGCCACUGUGUCAGGAAAAGCAGCAAGCUCAUCGUCAUCGUCCAAAUCGGCUUCCGGUUCGGGAUCCAUGAGCAGUGACGCUGCUGCAUCUGGGCAGAAGACGUCGGCCGGCGCGGACGCCAAUGAAGAUUCUGUUAACAGUGAUGUCAAGAAAAUGAUGCAAGAGGGAAGACUUAUCAAGAUCACCAAGCGAUCGCUCGUGAACCGUGCAACGGCCGCCCCUGGUGGAUCUCAGGGUGCAGCAUUGUAUAACGCCAUGAGUGCGGAAGAUGAAGAUUUCAACAUAAACGACAAGGAUGGAGCCACCACGAAGAAACCCAGCGUCACCGCUAAAGCCGACUCCAGCAAACGAAAAUCCACAAAGGAGCCAACCGACGACGAUGAACCAGUGUAUCGGAAACGGCGCGAUGCUCCGGUCCCCGAUCCGGAAAUCCAGAAAAAUGUGGGCAUGAAACGGCGCUUCCGUGUCGUGUCACCCGGUGAUUUAUCGUUCCUGGAGAAUAAGGCCAACAACACCGUCGUUUACUCUACCGCCCAGCGCGUCGUGGGUGUCAGUGAUGUGUGCAUCUCGCCCACGAGCUUCGUCGCCGGCAUCGUGGUGCUGCUGGCCCUACUGAUUCUCACCACACUGUGCGCCAUCAUCCUCUGUUUAAGGUUACGGUCGCUGCAUCGUAUCUCCAAUAAACUCAAAGACAUCAAUCUGGAUUACGUCAACAAGAGCGUAUCGUAGUUAAAUUGGUAUUAGACUAUUAGUGCAGUUAUUUCAUUUUUGCGGUGAUGCUAAUACUAAUCUUAACGUUUUGGUCUCUGUGCAUGGUUUUUGGAUACUGCUGUUGAUUUCUACUCUCUGACUAAACUUUAACUAUACAUGGUUCCGACAAAAUUUGUUAACUAGUUCAUUUUGAGUUUUAUUAUGUUUUUGAAAUCCUGUUGAGUUUUUGCUCAGAAUCGAUUAUCAUAUAAUCGAUUCAGUGAUGUCAGAACGGUGGCAGUGUCGCUUUUGUAAAUAAAUCUGAAAACAUGAAAA
Molecule: messenger RNA, 3354 nt
Organism: Paramacrobiotus metropolitanus
Lineage: Eukaryota; Metazoa; Tardigrada; Eutardigrada; Parachela; Macrobiotidae
Exons: 5
Coding region: 508-3057 (849 amino acids)
Source: RefSeq, a predicted model, not a curated record